Messenger RNA from Clupea harengus (Atlantic herring), 2363 nucleotides. It is a transcript of the gene cdc6, whose product is annotated as cell division control protein 6 homolog. Gene Ontology annotation, biological process: DNA replication initiation; mitotic DNA replication checkpoint signaling; cell division. Gene Ontology annotation, cellular component: nucleus. Lineage: Eukaryota; Metazoa; Chordata; Actinopteri; Clupeiformes; Clupeidae. The transcript is spliced from 12 exons. Gene Ontology annotation, molecular function: ATP hydrolysis activity; ATP binding; DNA replication origin binding. The coding region runs from base 165 to 1898 and encodes 577 amino acids. The record is from RefSeq and is a predicted model, not a curated record.
AACAUCAGCUGAGGCAUACUUAGUAAAUUGGCGGCAGUUCGACAGUUCGACUUGUUUCACUGAAGACCUACUAUAUCGUCCCGAGAGGAGACGUACAGUGUGAAUUAAAGAUCACCCUUCCUGUUGUCUCCUUGAAGUCUGUGGUGCGACACAGUGUGGAAAAAAUGCCCAGCACACGGUCCCGGAGUCAGCCCACCCUGCCGUUCCCCCGGCGGAAGUCCUCCAGGGCCAUGUCCUGCUCCAAGAGCUCCCCGCAGCUGGAGCCAGAGGUCCCCCCUCCAGCAGUAGCCACGGUCCCGGCCCAGAGUGCCCCUGUCUCCCCCAGGCAUGCCGCUCUCAAGGGUGCCCCUCUGUCUCCCAGACUGCCCCUGAGCCCACGUAAACGCAUGGGCGAUGAAAACGGGUGCAACACCCCUCCAUGUCUGCUGGGGUCGCCCCCAAAGCAGAGCCGAGUGGCCCUGACGUCCCCCCUCAAACUGGCGGCGUCCCCCAACAAGCUGACUCUCUCCCCCAACAAGACGAAGACAGGCUCCCCCCGCAAGCUCUCCUUUGACGAGAACACCCCCGUUUUCUCCUCCCCCACUCGCCCACAGCGGGUGGAUUUCCCCCUCUCUCCCCUGUCUCGUCAGUCUCCCAAGAGGCAGGAGACGCCCUGCAAGAGCCCUCGUGUUCGGCCCGAGGGGAAAGCUGUGAGCACCCGUCUCUUCUCCGAACAGAAGUCUCAGUACCAGAGUGUGAAGCAGGCUCUCCACACCGCCGUGCCCGAGCGGCUGCACUCACGCGAGGCUGAGCGGGCCGCCAUCGUGUCCUUCCUGGAGUCCCACGUCGUGCCGGGUCUCCCCUCAAGCCUCUACGUCUCCGGCGCCCCUGGCACGGGCAAGACCGCGUGCCUCAACUGUGUGCUCCAGGAGAGAGAGGAUCUGCUGAAGGGCGUGCAGAAGGUGGUGAUUAACUGCAUGACGCUGCGCAGCUCCCACUCCAUCUUCCCCCUGCUGGCCGAGAAACUGGGGGGCACGCGGGGCCACAGCGAGGGCCGACUGCAGAAGCUCCUCACCAGCAGCGGCCCCACUGUCCUGCUGGUUCUGGACGAGAUGGAUCAGUUGGACAGCAAAUGCCAGGAUGUUCUGUACACCAUCUUUGAGUGGCCCUACCUCCCUCGAUCCCGCCUGUGUCUUAUCGGCAUUGCCAACGCUCUGGACCUGACGGACCGCAUCCUGCCCCGGCUCCAGGCGAAUCCCCACUGCCGCCCCCAGCUGCUGCACUUCCCUCCCUACAGCAGGCAGGAGCUCACCGCUAUUGUGCAGGACCGCCUCACACAGGUGGGUGGGGAUGGAGUGCUGGAUGCAGCAGCCGUUCAGUUCUGUGCCAGAAAGGUGUCUGCCGUGUCGGGAGACGCGCGCAAAGUCCUGGACAUCUGCAGGCGAGCAGUUGAAAUGGUCGAGUCUAACGAAAGGUCAAAGAAGUCGUCGGAUCCUACCGCCGACGCCAAAGCGGUCCGUGUGAGCGUGCCCCAGGUAGCGCGGGUGCUGUCGGAGGUGUACGGCGACCGCAUGGUCAGCGGCAGCGGGUCCGAGGGCGAGAGCUUCCCCCUGCAGCAGAAGCUCCUGGUCUGCUGCUUGCUGCUGCUCACACGCAGCGGGAAGAGCCGGGAGAUCCCCCUGGGCAAGCUGUCGGAGGCCUACGCCAGACUGUGUGCCCAGCGGCAGGUGGGGGGCGUGGGGCAGGGCGAGUGCCUCUCCCUCUGCAGCCUGCUGGAGAGCCAGGGCAUCUUCUCCCUCAAGAAGGCCAAGGAGGCCCGUCUCACUAAGGUGUCUCUGAAGAUCGAGGAGAAGGAUGUGGAGAACGCUCUGAAAGACCGCGCUCUCCUGGGCAGCAUCCUAGCAGCGGGGCUUCCCUGAACACGUGUAAAUACACACAGUCCUCACUCACCCCGCACCCAAUAACGUUCAAUUCCUUGCAGAUAUUUAUUUUUUUAUUCUGUAUAUUUUUGUAAAUUACUUUUCUUGGACAUUUUUUGUGGUUGACUGGAUAGAUGAUGCAUAGGGAGUUGCUGUUAUAGGCACAUAUAGCAGGUACAUGGUACGAGUACCUACUGGCCAGAUAUUUCAAGAUGGAGUCAGUGUCUCUUUUUAACGGGAUCAUCUGAGAUUUGUUUUAUUUUUGAAUUGUAUACCUAUUUUUAUUGUAGAGCAUUUCUAUGAAAUUUGAAUCUCAAAAGGUUUUGCUUUUGUUUUUUGACGACCUCUGUAGGUCUUUGUCAUACUUGUCAUAACGUUAUUUUUUUAUUAAAUUUUUUUUAAUAAGUGGUUUUAUGGUGUUACCCCAUUUUGUGACGUAGUAAAUGUGAAUUUUGACUCAUUGAA